This is a messenger RNA of Echinococcus granulosus, 531 nucleotides long. RefSeq names its product Fatty acid-binding protein. Gene Ontology annotation, molecular function: fatty acid binding. The record is from RefSeq and is a predicted model, not a curated record. Gene Ontology annotation, biological process: fatty acid transport. Bases 1 to 531 code for a protein of 176 amino acids. Gene Ontology annotation, cellular component: cytosol; nucleus. The transcript is spliced from 2 exons. NCBI's taxonomy places the organism in Eukaryota, Metazoa, Platyhelminthes, Cestoda, Cyclophyllidea, Taeniidae.
AUGGAUGAAUUCCUGGGAUCCUGGAAACUGGAGUUCAAUGAGGGCUUGAACGAAAUACUAACUCGUCUGGGUGCAGGCUACAUCACUCGAAAAACGUUGAACGUCUCCAAACCCGUGCUUACCUUCGCUCGUGAACACGGACCCGGAGACCCUGAAGUGGGCGAGUGGUACUCGCUCAAAACGUUCUCGACGCUCAAAUCCUCCACCAUCGUCUUCCGUAUCGGUUAUACAUUCGAUGAGAACACCACGGAUGGACGAACUGUGCGUACCGUGUUCACCGUGGAUGGACAGGUCUUGAAACAAGAGCAGAAGGGGACAAAGACCGCGUAUAUUACGUACACAAGGGAGGGUGAUUUGCUAAAAACGGUGAUUAAAGUGGAGGACUUGACCUGUUUCCGCAAUUAUCGACGCGUCGUUCAGCCACCGCCAGCGAAUGGUACAACACCGUCGGUGAGCACUGCGAAGUCCUCCGAACAACCAACUUCUCCUACUUCGAUCGAGGAGUUGGAUAAUACUAAUUCGACAAAAUAA